This is a messenger RNA of Gadus morhua (Atlantic cod), 2356 nucleotides long. RefSeq names its product FYN-binding protein 1. The transcript is spliced from 16 exons. The record is from RefSeq and is a predicted model, not a curated record. Gene Ontology annotation, biological process: T cell receptor signaling pathway; protein localization to plasma membrane; integrin-mediated signaling pathway. Gene Ontology annotation, molecular function: protein binding. Bases 45 to 1928 code for a protein of 627 amino acids. Gene Ontology annotation, cellular component: plasma membrane. NCBI's taxonomy places the organism in Eukaryota, Metazoa, Chordata, Actinopteri, Gadiformes, Gadidae.
UGUUUCCUCAUUUGAAAAGAGGUGAAGGAGGGAGCUCACAGGUUAUGAUAGCAAAGACCACAACCUCUCUUGGUGUAACCAAGCACACAUACACACACAUACACACAGGAACAUGCAGCACUAAACCGUCAACGAGCGAGGGGGAAAUUCGCUCACUGAAGAAAAACAUGGCAGAGGGCGGCGACGUCAGAGCUCUGCUGAACAAGUUCAACCGCCAGGCAGACUCCACGGACGCCUCCACGCACCGGGACAGCAGGCCCGUUCAACCCCUCAGCCCGGGGCCCCGGACCUGGGCCCCACCGCCAGGAACCAUUCCCCCCGCUACCAUGCCAGCCAACGGGAACCUCAGACACAAACUCUCGCCGAUGGCCCCUCCCCAGCUUCCGGGGGCGGUCGCCUUCCAGCACCAACGAGAGCCGGCCUGGAAGCCCACGUCAGUGCCCCGGGGACAGCAGCCCGGCACCCCCCACCCCCAGCUGCCGCCGCUGGGGGCGGGGUCCUCGAGACCCCCCGCCCGGCCUACCUUCUCCCCCAGGGCGGGCACCGUCGCCGCCUCGCCGUUGUUGGACCCAGGCCGGGUCAGGAAGACGGAGGAGUUGCUGCAGAACAUGUUGCUGAACCGUGGCGCCCCUCACACCCCCGCCCACCCCCCGGGGCCACCCGCCGGCCGGGGGUCCAUCCCAGAGGUGACCCCCCUGAGGAAGCCCCUUCCGGCGGAGGGCCGGCAGCCCGUGAAGCCCCGACGGCCCCAGCAGGUGAACCUGGAGCCCUACCUGAGGCGCCCGCGCACCUCCCUGCCCCCGCCGCCACUCCCGGGCCUCAAGAAGAACGGCGGGUCUCCGACGAUGGGAGGAAGAAGUCUGCCUACCUCUGGGCCACCCCUACCACCUGGUCUGCAUCGACUCCCCCACAAACCCCUCCCCCAGGAACCUUCAGUAACCAAAAUCAACAGACAAGAGACCCAAGACACAUAUGAUGACAUUGACACCUUGGGAGGAGAUGACUCGUGGGGCGAGGGCAGUUCACAGAACAUUAACGGGGAGAGUGAUGACAGCGAGGUGUAUGAAAGUAUUGACGAAAACGAGUUUGAGCUGCCCCGGGCUCCCCCUCCAGUAGCAAGGCUCCCCCAGACGCAGAAGAAGCAGCAGCUGGAGAUGGACAAGAAGGAGCUGAAGGAACAGCAGAAGAGAGAGAACGAGAUGAGGAAGAAGUUUCAGCUGAAGGGGCCGCUGGAGGUCCUUCACAUAGCCAGGGUCCGGUGCGACUGGCAGGGCGGGAAACUGGACCUGGCGGUGCGCCAAGGGGACACCGUGGAGAUCCUCCGGGCCAAAGAUAAUCCCGGCGGAAAGUGGCUGGUCCGCGCGGAGACGGGCAAAUGGGGCUACGUGAGCAUCGACUGCAUGGACGUGGACUACGAGACGGUGAAGCGUCAGGUGCUGAAGGGGCUGCAGGCCAUCGACCUGCCCCCCCCUCCGCCGGACCCCCCCAAGGCCUUCGGGGGGGGCUUCGGCAUGGAUUCACCCGCUCACACAGACCCUGUGGAUGAUUAUGAUGAUGAUGAAGACGAUUAUGAUGACGUGGAGAUACCAGACGAUUUCCCCCCCCCACCACUUGAGUGCAGCUUUGAUCCAAUUGUGGCUCAGGAGCUGAAGAAGAAGUUUAAGUUUGUAGGGCCAGUACAAGUGCUGCACACCAUGAUGGUGGACCCCAACGGACAGAUCAAGAGGCCCAAGGAGAAGGAGCUGGCCAUAGGCCAGGGAGAGAUCCUGGACGUCCUGCAGUUCACCAACCACAAGAUGGCGCUGUGCCGAAACCACAUAGGCAAAUUUGGCUAUGUCCCUCGAUCUCUUCUUCUCCAAAUGGAGGGGGAUAUUUAUGACGACAUUGACCACUUUGUUGAUGUUUAUGAUAAUGAUAUCCUUCCUUGAAGCCUGAAGUUCACCCCCAGCAGUACCCUGCUCUAUCUGGGGGCCCUUGGUUUUGGGUCCCUUGGUUUUGGGCCUUCACGUUUUUGGGGCCUCAUCGUGGAACUCAUACUAAAGUGAGAGUCGUUCUUGGAUUGGACCAGGGAGCAAGCAACUAAAGCAGACAGACAGACACACACACACACACACACACACACACACACACACACACACACACACACACACACACACACACACACACACCCACUUCCGACCUACACACGGCAGCACCACAUGCCAACAAACUGAGAAUAUCGACUGUACAGUUUUUUGUAAUCUUGCUUUUAAAAAUAAAUACACUAUUUGUUCAAUUCUUUGUUCAUUACUUGGCAUCAAUAAGGUGCAUAUUUUUCCUUCAUUCUUAAUAAAACAUUCUUGUUUUGCUGUCUCUA